Molecule: messenger RNA, 2355 nt
Organism: Hyla sarda
Lineage: Eukaryota; Metazoa; Chordata; Amphibia; Anura; Hylidae
Gene: DLAT
Product: dihydrolipoamide S-acetyltransferase
Exons: 14
Coding region: 108-1976 (622 amino acids)
Biological process (GO): pyruvate decarboxylation to acetyl-CoA
Cellular component (GO): pyruvate dehydrogenase complex
Molecular function (GO): dihydrolipoyllysine-residue acetyltransferase activity
Source: RefSeq, a predicted model, not a curated record
CUCUAGGGGAGGUUGAGGAUACAGCAGCUGCUGUAAGUGUUCCCGUUUCGCCGGGGAGGUCAUUGAAGAAGGAGAGGACCGAGGCCUUGAGCGCUCCCUCUGCAGCCAUGCUCCGCCUGUGCCUGAGGCUCCGCGGCCCUCUCCGCUCCGCUCUGCCGGCCCGGGGACAUGGGAACCAAGUGGGGCGGCUCCGGCGGUACCACAUGGGCGCAGGCAGCCGGCUCCAGGCUCUGAAGGGGGCUCCGGCCAGGCUCUGUGCCGCCCGGGGGCCAGGAUGUGAGAUCGGGCGGAGGUGGUACAGUCUGCCCCCCCAUCAGAAGGUGCUUUUGCCCGCUCUAUCUCCCACAAUGCAGAUGGGGACCAUUGCCCGAUGGGAAAAGAAAGAAGGUGACAAAAUAAACGAAGGGGAUCUCAUAGCAGAGGUAGAGACCGACAAGGCCACAGUAGGAUUUGAGAGUAUGGAGGAGUCUUACAUGGCAAAAAUCUUGGUGCCAGAAGGGACUAGAGAUGUUCCUAUUGGUUCUUUAAUCUGCAUCACAGUAGACAAGCCAGAACUUAUUGAUGCCUUUAAGAACUUUACCUUGGAUUCUGCAGCUGCUGCUUCUCCUGCAGCCCCAGCAACCCCUCCACCUGCACAACAAGCUUCCGCACCUGCUCAAUCCCCUGGCAGCUCCUAUCCCACUCACAUGAAGAUCAUGUUACCUGCACUUUCCCCAACAAUGACAAUGGGCACAGUACAAAAAUGGGAAAAGAAGGUUGGAGAGAAGCUCAGCGAGGGAGAUCUUUUAGCAGAGAUUGAAACGGACAAAGCAACCAUAGGUUUUGAAGUGCAAGAAGAAGGGUAUUUGGCUAAGAUCCUGGUAUCUGAGGGCACUCGGGAUGUACCUCUUGGGACACCCCUUUGUAUAAUAGUGGAGAAGGAGUCCGAUGUUGGAAGCUUUGCAGAUUACAAGGAGACAGCUGGAGCAGUGGAUGUUAAACCCCAGCCUGCUCCGGCUUCAGGACUGCCACCAGCUCCGCCAGUAUUUCACCCUCCACCUCCUGCUCCAUCUGCACCAGCUCAUACUGCAGCCAAGGGGAGAGUGUUUACCAGUCCUUUGGCUAAAAAGUUGGCAACUGAACGAGGCAUAGAUCUUACCCAAGUGAGAGGUUCUGGGCCGGACGGAAGAAUUACAAAGAAAGAUAUUGAAUCUUUUGUUCCUCCCAAGGCUGUUCCUGCUCCGGCUGCAGCUGCCCCAGCUCCGGCAGCCGCAUCUCCAGCUGUGGCGGCUGUACCUACUGGAGUUUUUACAGAUAUCCCCAUUAGCAAUAUUAGGAAGGUGAUUGCCCAGCGCCUCAUGCAGUCCAAACAGACGAUACCUCAUUACUAUCUCUCCAUCGACAUCAACAUGGGAGAAAUACUAACGUUAAGGAAAGAGUUAAACGAGGUUGUGAAGUCUGACAAUAUUAAGCUCUCGGUCAAUGAUUUCAUUAUUAAGGCUUCAGCUUUAUCAUGUCUGAAAGUGCCUGAAGCAAACUCGUCCUGGAUGGACACUGUUAUUAGACAAAACCAUGUGGUGGACGUCAGUGUGGCAGUCAGCACCCCAGCCGGGCUCAUAACCCCUAUAGUCUUCAAUGCGCACAUAAAGGGCCUUGUAUCAAUCAGCAAAGAUGUGGGGUCCUUAGCUACACGUGCACGAGAGGGCAAACUAAAGCCCCAUGAGUUUCAGGGUGGAACUUUCACUGUCUCCAACCUCGGUAUGUAUGGAAUCAAGAACUUCUCGGCUAUCAUAAACCCACCUCAGGCGUGUAUCCUCGCUGUGGGAGGGUCGGAGAACAGACUAAUACCAGCAGACAAUGAGAGAGGGUUUGAUGUUGCCAAUAUGAUGUCGGUCACAUUGAGCUGUGAUCACCGUGUGGUGGACGGAGCAGUCGGUGCUCAGUGGUUGGCUGAAUUCAAAAAGUUCCUGGAGAAGCCGACCACCAUGCUGCUCUAGAUCACUGGAACGUCUCUUCCUUGGGUCUUCUACGCUGCUCAUACAACUAUUUAUAUACUCUCUCAGAACACUCACAGUAAACAUGCAUAACUUUUUUAUUUAAACGAACAAAUGGGGGGGGAAAAGAAAACCCUAGUGAUGUGGCUCUUUUUAUUCCUCAGUCUGAACAAAUCACCAGUACUCCACUCCUGUAAUGGGUUAUGAGAACUGUGCGGUGUAAAGGUCAUCCGUGUCCUAAAUGUCUUCUUACAGAGGUCAAUGUUUCCUGAAAUGGUUUUAAAUCAAAUCCUAGCUGUCGAGUACUUCAGCUUCUGAAUAUAUACAUGAGGUCUGCAUAUUUUGUUAAUGGAUGGAUGAAUAAAUGUCUGUUUAGACAAUA